This is a messenger RNA of Striga hermonthica, 2652 nucleotides long. Lineage: Eukaryota; Viridiplantae; Streptophyta; Magnoliopsida; Lamiales; Orobanchaceae. The record is from the annotation of a GenBank genome assembly.
AUGGCGCCGACGCCUUCAUCAAAAUCGAACCAUUCUACGCCGUCAACAAAGCCCAACACAGCCGCCCACCAAUCCAGGACUCCUCAGUCGAAGCACCGCCUGCAGUUCACCGGAUUCACCACUGCGGCCGCCGGCGCCGUUCCGUCUGAGCACCCAGUUGAAGUCGUCGGCAGAAUCCGAGAUCAUCCCGAGCAGAGGAACAAGCCCAACGCAAACCCUACCCCAGCCCUACAAAUCAACGGAGAUGGAAAAUCUCUGAGAGUCAAAACAGAGAUGGGAUACAGAGAUUUCAGUCUCGACGGGAUCUCGUAUUCUGAAGAGGAUGAUCUUGAGGUUUUUUAUCGUAAAUUUGUGGAGUCGAGGGUUAAUGGUGUCAAGUUGGGGCAGAAAUGUACGGUCAUGAUGUAUGGCCCAACGGGCUCGGGGAAGAGCCACACGAUGUUUGGGUGUUUGAAGCAGCCCGGGAUAGUUUACAACUCCUUGAAGGGCAUUCUGGGUGAAGGGACUGAAGAGGAAGAUGGAGAGAAAUUGGCUCUGGGGACAUUUGUUCAGGUUACUGUUUUGGAAAUUUACAAUGAAGAAAUUUAUGAUCUGCUGUCGACGGGCACUGGGUUUGGUCUGGGGUGGCCGUCGAAGAACAGUUCUGCUUCUAAGGUGAAAUUGGAAGUGAUGGGAAAGAAGGCAAAAAAUGCAACAUUCAUUUCAGGAAAUGAGGCAGGAAAAAUACUGAAAGAAAUUCAAAAGGUCGAGAAGAGAAGGAUCGUCAAAAGUACACUGUGCAACGAGAGGAGCUCUCGAAGCCACUGUCUGAUAAUUGUCGAUGUCCCUACGGUUGGGGGACGUCUACUGCUUGUGGACAUGGCAGGUUCGGAAAAUAUAGAACAAGCAGGGCAAAGUGGACUGGAAGCAAAAAUGCAGACUGCUAAGAUCAACCAGGGCAAUAUAGCACUUAAGAGAGUUGUCGAGUCGAUCGCAAAUGGUGACUCACAUGUCCCCUUUAGAGAUAGCAAGUUGACUAUGCUUCUUCAGGAUUCCUUUGAGGAUGACAAAUCCAAAAUCUUGAUGAUACUAUGUGCGAGUCCAGACCCAAAGGAACUACACAAAACCAUUGCAACCUUAGAGUACGGUGCAAAGGCCAAAUGCAUAGUCCGAGGCCCUCACACUCCUGUUAAGGACAAAGGGGCCGAAGAUUCUUCAUCUGCCGUGAUUUUAGGGUCGAGAAUAGCAGCCCUUGAUCAGUUCAUCUGCAAACUACAAGUGGAGAACAAAAUCAAGGAAAAAGAGAAGAAUGAGGCACAGAAAGAGCUAAAAUGUAAGGAGGAGGAAGUUUCUCAACUGAGAGCAAAGCUCGCAUUGGUCGAGGGACGAGCGAGCGAGGAGGAGAUCAACUUGAAAGUCAAUGAACGGACGCGGCUGCUGAAAAAUGAGCUUGAAAGGAAAGUACUCGAGUGCCAGAAAAUGGCUGCUGAGGUUCUAGAGAUGGAAAGGAGAAAGAUGGAGGAGAAAAUGUCCCAGCAGCAGAGAGAGGUCGAGUUUCUAAGGCAGCGUUUGGAAGAUAUCGAGAAAGAGCUCCUUCGUAAAUCAAGGGCAGGGGGCGAGACAGUAGAAAUCGAUGGGGGGAAUUUCAUGAAAAGGCUGCUAGAGGUCUGUAAUGAGGACUCGGAUAUGGUGAAGUCGAUGGACCUGUCCAAAUCCAUCGACAUGGAGACUACUACUAACACUGCUGUUUCAGGUUGCAUUAACAGCUUUAAUGAAGGAAUGCAUGGUUUCUUGCCCAACAAGGCAUGCCUGACGACUUUGUAUGAGGAGGAUGAGUAUGAAAACGAGGAUGAUGAUGAUGAGGUGCAGAAAGAGGUUAUCGAGGAGAAAAAGAUGGUAGUCACACCAGAGGCAUCUUUUCCUAAUAGUGAGCUUGAAAAUCAUGAAGAUGCAACCAGUUCUCGUCAACUAAGGAUCCAGAAUAUUUUCACCCUCUGUGGGAACUAUAGAGAGCUCUCUCAGAAGGAUAAUAGCACCAGCAAUGUCGACGAUUGUGGUUCAGGAGUAAUGGCUGACAAGGUCUCUCGACUUCAGGCGGAUGUCUUGAAAGAUGUUUUCGUGUCCGAUAAACUUGCGAUGAUGGAUCAGAAUGUAGGACUGGAGGAUGAUCUUGUGAAGGAUCUUAAGGAAGAAGAUAGAAAUCCUUUGGAUGAUGAGAGUUUUAGUGGUGAUGAUGAUGGUGUUGACGUGCAUGUGAAAUGGGAGGCGUCUAAAGAGAAUACGGGGAAGUUUAUCACGACUAUGAAGGUUUCCAAGGAUUCGAGUCUUGAUGAUUUGAGGAAGCUGAUUGAGAUUCAUCUCACUGGGGAAGCCUUCACUUUUCUUGUUCUUGGGGACCCGUCCGGGGCACCAGUGCCCAAGGAAAAAGAAGGCACUAUAAAGACGAGCAAGCUCCCGGUUUGCAACAACCAACUACGUGGCAGUUAUCUGGCUUGUUUACGUCCUACUAAGACGACGAGCCAGUGGCCUCGCCAGCCAUUUAGUCCUCUUGAGAACAAGUUGGUGCCUACGACUCCAAAUUCACAGAUGACAAAGAAAAUUGACGAUAGCUUUUCACCUGAAAUAGCUCCACAUUUGAUCUCUACGCCUUUUAUCACCGUCAGAAGAUAUUAG